AUGGCAGACUAUCUAUACAUUGACGAAACACCCAAAGAGGUGAAAGAAGCCAAAGGCCUCCACCUGAUCACGCAAAACACACCCAACGGCCAAGCGACCCAGAUUCUUCUCGAGGAACUCGCCGACUCCUAUGGCACCACCUGGGGCACGACACUCAUCAACAUCAGUACAAACGUACAAAAGAAGGAGUGGUUUCUGCGCUUGAAUGCCAACGGACGUAUUCCUACUCUCGUGGACAACAGCCAGAAUCCUCCGUUCCCUGUUAUUGAAACCUCCGCUCAGUUGCUUUACCUCCUGAAGUUUUACGACAAGGAGGACAAAUUUGGCUUCAAGGACGAGUUCGAGCGUAACCAGGCACUCCAGUGGCUUUUCUUCUGGCACGGAGGUGGUGCGCCAUAUCAGGGACAAGUCAACCAUUUCACUCGCGCUGCUCCUGAGAAGAUUCCUUACGCAAUCAACCGCUACAAGAACGAGACCCUCCGCGUCUACGGCGUGCUCGAGAUCCAGCUCUCGGGUAUCUACACCGGCGGCGAACCCCGUGACUACCUGGCAGGCAGCGGUAAGGGAAAAUAUAGCAUUGCGGAUAUCAAGGCCUGGUCGUGGGUCAAGGGCUGGGAACGCUCUGGCUUCACCGCGGAAGACGUCAAGCCUUUCCCCAACCUACUCAAGUGGAUCGAUCGUAUCGCUGCCCGUCCUGCUGUGCAGCGCGGUAUUGGUGACAAAUAUAACCAGCAGUAA
Molecule: messenger RNA, 738 nt
Organism: Exophiala bonariae
Lineage: Eukaryota; Fungi; Ascomycota; Eurotiomycetes; Chaetothyriales; Herpotrichiellaceae
Exons: 2
Coding region: 1-738 (245 amino acids)
Source: RefSeq, a predicted model, not a curated record